AUGGCUGCUCCCAAGUGGUUAUUGCUCCUUUUCUCAUUGGUCCUGUUGGGCCUGAGCUCUGCUCACUUUUCAGAUGAACAAGAUGAACAAAAUUCAGAAGGUCCAGUAGCUGUACAAGCACCAAACGACUCCAACCAGAAUGAUCAGAACCCUGGCCAGCAACAAGGUGGUAACCAAAAAGGUGGGCCUCCAGGUGGACAGCAGGGAGGUCAACAAGGUAGUCAGCAAGGAGGUCAAGCAGGUGGUCAACAAGCAGGUCGUCCAAGUGGCCAGCAGGGAGGCAGUCAAGGUGGCCAGCAGGGAGGACGCCCAGGUGGACAGCAAGGCGGUCAACAAGGUGGCCAGCAGGGAAGCCGUCAAGGUGGACAACAAGGAGGUCAACGAGGUGGUCAGCAAGGAGGUCAACAAGGUGGUCAGCAAGGAGGUCAAGCAGGUGGUCAACAAGGAGGUCGUCCAGGUGGCCAGCAGGGAGGCAGUCAAGGUGGCCAGCAGGGAGGACUCCCAGGUGGACAGCAGGGCGGUCAACAAGGUGGUCAGCAAGGAGGUCAACAAGUUGGCCAGCAGGGAGGUAGUCCAGGUGGCCAGCAGCGAGGUGCACAGUAA
Trichosurus vulpecula (common brushtail) is the source of this 603-nucleotide messenger RNA. RefSeq names its product protein argonaute-2-like. The transcript is spliced from 3 exons. Bases 1 to 603 code for a protein of 200 amino acids. NCBI's taxonomy places the organism in Eukaryota, Metazoa, Chordata, Mammalia, Diprotodontia, Phalangeridae. The record is from RefSeq and is a predicted model, not a curated record.